Molecule: messenger RNA, 979 nt
Organism: Cyprinus carpio (common carp)
Lineage: Eukaryota; Metazoa; Chordata; Actinopteri; Cypriniformes; Cyprinidae
Gene: fth1b
Product: ferritin heavy chain 1b
Biological process (GO): intracellular iron ion homeostasis; iron ion transport
Cellular component (GO): cytoplasm
Molecular function (GO): ferrous iron binding; ferric iron binding
Source: RefSeq, a predicted model, not a curated record
UUUGAAAAGCGACCCUCGGGGUUUAUUUAUGGCCCAGAAUAACGCGUGCGUGUAUGUUUAUGUCAACAGCAACCCUGUAAGUCACGUCUGAUAGUAGGUUUGGGACAAAGAGCUGCUCCUGUCUCUCGAUUUGGCUCUGUCUGAUCUGUUUUAAGCAAUACACUUUAAUUGCCCUACACCUCUGAGUUUUUGGAUCAGGAUUAAUUCAUAUCGUCUCAGGAAUCAUGAGUUCUCAGGUGAGGCAGAACUUCCAUCAGGAGUGUGAGGCAGCCGUUAACAGACAGAUUUACCUGGAGCUGUACGCCUCUUAUGUCUACCUGUCCAUGGGCUACUAUUUUGACAGGGAUGACAAGUCUUUGCCCAACUUUGCCAAGUUUUUCCGCGAACAAUCUAAGGAGGAGCGAGAACAUGCGGAGAAGCUGAUGAGUCUGCAGAACCAAAGAGGAGGACGGAUCUACCUGCAGGACAUCAAGAAGCCGGAUCGGGAUGAGUGGGGCAGUGGUCUGGAAGCGCUGGAAUGUGCUCUGGCUCUGGAAAAGAGUGUAAAUCUGUCCCUACUGGAGCUUCACAAGGUGGCAACUCAACACAAUGAUCCACAUGUUUGUGAUUUCCUGCAGACGCAUUACCUGGACGAGCAGGUGAAGUCCAUUAAAGAGCUGGCGGACUGGGUGAGCAGCCUGCGGCGGAUGGGCGCCCCUCAGGACGGCAUGGCCGAAUAUCUGUUUGACAAGCACACUCUGGGACAGGAAAGCUCUUAGACAAUCUCUCCCUGCGUUUAUGAUGCAGUCAGUCCACCGAGCUUGUCAGGCCAUAUGAGUCUCAGACAGACGUGUUGCAAACUCUGCUGUAGUUUACUAGGAGUCCUGCUUGAACCCUUUAUAAGCCAUACAGUAGAUGUAGUCCACAUUACAUGCAAUAUUCUAAUCUAUAUGAAAUCAUUCAAAUGAGUUGAUCUCAAUAAAAAAUAUUACUAGAGAAA